Trichoderma atroviride IMI 206040 is the source of this 893-nucleotide messenger RNA. NCBI's taxonomy places the organism in Eukaryota, Fungi, Ascomycota, Sordariomycetes, Hypocreales, Hypocreaceae. The record is from RefSeq and is a predicted model, not a curated record.
AUGGCGACUAUACUGUUUGUGGGCGUUUCUCCCUUGAAGAUUUGCAUCGCUCAGAGACUCACUAAUCGAAAAAUAUUCACCAAAAAAGCACCACCAAUCCCGAAGGAGGAAACUUUCAAGGGCUACUGGAACCCUGCACACAACAAGGUUAUCGGUAUGCCAUUUCGAGGUCCUGUCCAAGGAAAUCAUAUCCUUUCCAAUUUCAUCAAGUACAAGAUGAAGCAUGGCCAGCAAGCCCUGCCUCUUGUCUCGGAAGGCGAUACACCCAUGUGUAUGAAUGAAGAUGACACCGACAAUACAACUGAAGCUGCCAGUUUACCUCUCUACUGCGAAGCCUUUAAACUCAUUAUCAUGACGAACACAGCAGGCGCCCGUCAAUCUAAGCGAUUAAGGCUAGAUCUAGAAGAGUUCAUCUUCCCUGACGAUGACACAUUUGACAUGCUGUUCGCAACAGCAUGCAGAACCCACAGGUAUCCACCGCCGAAGCAAGACGUCAAAACUAUUGUGAAAGAUUUACGGGCCUAUUUUAACUUUCCCGUGGGAAAAGUUAUCACCUACGAACUCAAUGUCGCAUGCCCACACUCUUACGACGCCAUGCGGUCGAAAUUACAUUCCGAGAGACGAUUCACAGACUUUAAAGAUGAUGCAGUCAUAGGUGCCGUGGAUAUGCGAGACGCAUAUAUGACCAUGAGCGACAAUGCCAAGUACUUCAAUGAUACAUCUACUACAUCUACUACAUCUGCUACAUCUGCUACAUCUGCUACAUCUGCUACAUCUGCUACAUCUGCUACAUCUACUACAUCUACUGAUGCUACUGAUGCUACCUUCCUUGCUACUGUCUCUCGUAUCGCUGCUUUAGCUACAAUGGCCACUUCCACUGAGAAAUACUAGUU